UAAAGGACUGGAGUCUUUUCUGGUCUGGACUCUCACUCUGGAUUUGGGGUGUCCUGGGAAUCCGAAAACAAACACGGGACUGAACCACUCCACUGCCGCGCUCUUACAAAAGGUGUAGAUCCAAAACCCUUAGGUGCCUUUCCCCAACCACCACGCCUCGACACUCCCCGACCAAUCCAAUUGCUUCUUUUUUUUUUUCUCCUCUUCCACACUAUAAAUACAAAUGAAGGGGAAGAGGAAGGCAGCCGCAAGCCCCAAUAUGGCCUUGACAGAUGUUCUGGAGGAUGCCCAUAACAUGGUAGAGGUUCUUGUUCAAAGUGGGAAUGCUGCUGAGGACAAGGAACGAGAUGGGCUUUCUGAUAAUUUUGAGAAUCGGGAAGGUGAAGGAGAGGGAGAAGAAGAGGAAGAUGAAGGGGAUGAUGAUGACAAUGAAGACGAGGAAGAGAAAGGAGAAGAGGAACGGCCUAAGCUCGACGAGGGUUUCUUCGAAAUCGAGGCUAUUCGACGGAAACGUGUCCGCAAGGGUCAGCUUCAGUAUCUCAUAAAAUGGCGGGGCUGGCCGGAAACGGCCAACACCUGGGAACCCUUAGAGAAUCUGCAGUCAUGUUCUGAUGUCAUUGAUGCAUUUGAGGAUAGCUUGCGGUCUGGUAAAUCUUCACGAAAGAGGAAACGCAAGUAUGGAGGCCCUCAUAAUCAGCUGAAGAAGAAGCUUUCCCAUUCCUCUGUUGGCUAUAGCAUGACUGGUAUUGAAGUAAAUGUUGUGGAUAAACCUUUAUUCUCUGCUUCUCUAAAAAACCUGAGCCUUGCCAAUCGAGCUGCGGGUUCAGGUCAUGAAGGUGAGAAAAAUGAAGAUAUUAGCAAUGCCAAACUCAAAACAGUGAAGAAAGCUGAUGAGAAUGGGUACACCAAUGUUUCAAGGCAAACUUUUGACAAGAAAGAGGAUAAUGAAUAUGAUCCAAAGCUUAGUGAGCUGAGAGGAACACACACUACGAAUGAUGUGAAUGCAGACAUGCUUGCAAUACAUUUCCAUGAUGAUAAUGCUUCAAGAGGUGAUGUCCCCACAAAUGUGCUUCCCAGAGUUGACUAUGUGGAUUCUAAUCAGAACAGUCGGCGCACAGGUGCUAAGAGAAGGAAAUCUGGUUCUGUGAAGAGGUUUAAAAAGGACUUGGACAUGUGUGAAUCGCUUUGCUUCCAAAGUUCGCCAUUUUUCUUACAACCUUCACCAUUGAAUAUCUCUGUUGGGGCAACUGCACAGCUAGGAAUUGAAAAUGGGACAUUAGCAGGUACUAAUUCAAGUUACAAGCCAGUUGAUGAAAAUUCUAUAACUAUUUCCAAGAUCCUCAAGCCAAUAGGCUUCUCAGCUUCUGUGAUGGACAACGUUCAAGAUGUGCUAGUAAACUUUGUGGCCUUGAGGUCUGAUGGGAAAGAAGUCAUAGUAGAUAACAGGUUUCUCAAGGAUAAUAAUCCACUUUUGUUGAUUGACUUCUAUGAGCAACAUCUCAAGUACAGUACAUGAUUCAGUGGGGAAAUAGAAGGGAAGUUAUCGUAUGCGAUCCACAUGAUCCCAUCUUUUUGUCUAUGUACAGUUGUAAUUUUAUAGUUGCAGGAGAUAGUACAGGCCCUUUUGUAUGAUUAGAUAUUUUGUAGUUCAUCUGCCUACAGUUUGUGUUUCAAAAUAUUUAACUUGUAGAUUACUAGAACUCGUCUAUAACUGUAUUUGGUCUGUCAUUUGCCAAUGAAUAUCAUCUUUGUUUCUUAA
Molecule: messenger RNA, 1759 nt
Organism: Manihot esculenta (cassava)
Lineage: Eukaryota; Viridiplantae; Streptophyta; Magnoliopsida; Malpighiales; Euphorbiaceae
Product: chromo domain-containing protein LHP1
Exons: 6
Coding region: 224-1516 (430 amino acids)
Biological process (GO): heterochromatin formation
Cellular component (GO): nucleus
Source: RefSeq, a predicted model, not a curated record